AUGUGUAUGAAUGGUUGGCUUAUACCACAAGGUUAUCUGAGUGAGAAAUCCCAGCAUUCCAAUUCAGACAAGAUUAAACCACCACUGGAAGAAGAAGUUGCACUCCGUAAUAUAUCAGUUCCUUUAAACACGGAGACCUUACAAAAUGAAUUAAAGGAGUCAAGGUGCUUACAUUAUCCAGGAAUUUUAAAACUGUUAGAUGAAGCAAGACUGUAUAAAGCGCUUUAUAUCCAUCUUAUCUCGCUUUCCUCGGAUGAAAACUACGCAGCAAAACCCGCAUUUUAUUUUGACACUAACUUUACCACUGAAGUAAUACAUCUGUUGGACAGAAAAUGUGAGGAAGAUCAAAGCAAGUUGUUUGUUACGAAUACAAUUCAAAGUUUGGACAGCAAAAUAUACCAAAAGCUUUUUGAUCAUUCUUUAAAACAGUAUAACCGAACUUUAGAAUUAUUACAAUCGUAUACGGAUAACUUGCAAGAAAUAAUGAUUCGAUUCGAAAUGUUAAAUUUCUGUUUAGAAGUUAAUCAGUUGAAAAGAGCUACACACCAAGCCUUAUCGAUCCUUGAUAUUCUAUUCGAUCAAAAGACCACGAUUGAAAAUUUUGAUGCUUCACUUAGUUAUAAUAUGAAUGACUGUAUAGGGAAUGAUGAUAUGGAAAAUACAGUGAGUAAACACUCUUCCAGAAUCAUUCAGAAAUUUGGUAUCACUGGGUGCCUGAUUGGUGCUCUAGUAAUAGGAAUAUUGAGCCAACAUCAUCUUGUUUCUGAAGAUCAGUGCUGCAGAAGUCGUAGAAUUAGCGUGAUUUUAUUUAAAUCAAUAUUACAUGCCAGUUUACCUUGCGCAACAUCUGAUUUCACUUACUGUUACAAGCACAUACCCAGCCAGUCACUGAAGAUAUUAAAUUUGCAGAAGAUAUUAACAGAAUACUGUUUUAGUCCAAAUAUUGUUAUCAAAGUCAUGGGUGAAACAAUAAAGCAUUUAGUAGAUUACGAGAACUAUAUACAAGCAUUUCCUAUCAUUUACUUGAUGUAUUAUAUCAGUAAAUAUUUAUUACAAGAUUUACAACUUGAGAUAAAGUCAAAACUACUGCGAAUUAAAUGUCUCAUUGGUAUUGGUGCAUUGAAACAAGCGCUAACUGAAAUAUGCGCUAUUCUACAAGAACAAAGUGAUGACAGUAAUACACAAGAAUGUCAAAUCUCUUUAAUUAAUUUUGAUGACGCCAAAAUGCAAGAUAAUUUAAAUAUUCUUUUGACACACAGAUUGUCGAAUGAGACAAGUGAGAAAUGGGGUGCCCUGUUGUUUUGUGAAGUUCAACUGGUUCGUGCACUGGUCUGUUAUGAAAUCGCUCAAUCUAUAUCAUAUUUACCAAAGAAAAUUCCAAAUGAAAUUCAAAAUCUGUCCUACAAUCCUGUUGGCAAUCAAAUGACAAAAUCAAGUGGUCGGAAAACUAAGACUACAGCCCCUCAAAAGUUUGUUCAUUUUAUCUAUGAGACAGAGGUUAACGAUCAAAAAAAUCAUUCCAAUUUUCAGUCAUAUGUCAAAGAGUUACUUUUCAUUUGUGCAUCUGACAUUUGUCAAAUACUAACUAACAGUAUUCAUGAUAACUGUUUUCGAAGUAUGGAUUGUCCAUUUCUUUCAUUAUGUUGUGAAGCAAGUUUUCUACUUGCUAAAUUAUUGAGGUCAAGACAUCAAGCACGUUCAGGAUCACUGCUUAUGGCUUAUACAUUAUAUUCUAUUCAGAAAUUAUUUAGUCCUCUCGAUAAUAGUGAUAUUCGUAAAAUAUCGUGUCAUUCAGAAAGUCUGACAGAGAAGAUACCGAGCGAAAGAGAAAUUGCUAAACUUUGGUUACAAUGCCGAGGUGAAUUAGCUCGAUGUCAAAUGUGCGAAGUCGACACAGGAAGAUUACUUACAGAACUCCCUGAAACUGAAAAUGCCGAAAUACCUAAUGAAUACGAUAAUCUGAAUAAGGCAUUCGAAGAAUUGGAGACUAAAAUGUAUAAGCAUUGUUGGAAUGAAUUUAGCUUAUUAAAAUGUCAGUUAGUAUUCAUGCGAAGUGGAACGUUGAACAAGGGAAGCAGAAAUAUGCUGUUAGGUGAUUACGAUCUUUCACUGAACUUAAAUGACUUACAUAUCUAUGGGAUUCUGCUCAAAAAUGACUUAAUUAUACAAGAAAAUUUCCAGUCAAACAUGUUACUGAAGAGCAGUACUCUGUACUGUGUUUUUGAUGAGAGACUAAAUAUACUUUUGGACUUACAAGAAAUAUUGAUUGAAAAGUUACGAAAAUGUGGAGAAAACAUCUGUCGAAAAUCAAUGCUUCAGUUUAACGUGUCACAAGUCAGACUGCCUCUUUGUAAAAUUUGGAAACACUUUAUUCAAGUUGGCCUGAGAAUAGCAAUGAUUCUCUUAUCUUUCGGUGAUAUGAAAUACUUUCAUCCGACGCGUUUAGAAGCAAGUUCUGCAAAAUAUGAAAAGUUUGAUAAUUCCAGAGCAUUAUGUCUAUUACAGUCUAGUUCUGUUGAAAUUUACGAGGAAGCUCAUACACUUCUCUGUUGUAUACAAAAUAUAACCGAAAAACUUCCAUCGAACAAUCCAUGCAUGGAAAGUGAAAUUUUAUUCAUUAAAGGUCAUUUGGAGAUGAGACUAUAUUUGGAGAAUAAAAUCGACUGGAAGAUGCCUUCAGAAUCAUGGACGCGUUCUGUUUGCAUUUCUGCCUAUGUUACUGGUGAUAAAUUCUUUCAACACCGAGUUCAAAAUGUGCUUGCUUAUUUUUGGCAGUUGGUAGUUAUCAAAAGUGGACGUCAAAAUUUAAAUCUCGUAGAUGGACAACAAGCAGCAGACAAUAAAGUAAAAUCCUUUCACUUGAAGAAACAAAUUCAACCAAUAGUAUCAGCUGAUAAGCUCAAAGCAAAUGGCUCAACAGACUCAUUCGCUAUAUCCGUAAAUGCAUCAAUCUGGAACUCAGCGAAUAUGGUGCAUUUUUCUUAUCUGAUAGCAGACAUAUCUGUUUAUCAUCAUCUGCUGCCAAAUCUACAGACGCAUAUCGAUCUACAGGACGAAAUAUUAGGAAGAAAUCCAUCACUUCAAAAAUACCUAAAGCUGAAAUACAACCGGGUUGCACAGUAG
Molecule: messenger RNA, 3123 nt
Organism: Trichobilharzia regenti
Lineage: Eukaryota; Metazoa; Platyhelminthes; Trematoda; Strigeidida; Schistosomatidae
Source: the annotation of a GenBank genome assembly